GCGACUGUUUAUUAUUAAUAUGGCAUACCGAAAGAAGAAAUACGAUCUAACUAAUGAAAAGGAUUGUGAGGAGCUGAGAAAUCUACUUCUUUUAGAGGAAAGUGAAGGAAGUAAUUAUGAAAGAGAUGAAAUAGAGCACGAGGAAAGCGAUACCGAUGCAUCUGUUUCUGCUAAAGAAAGAGGAGAAGAUUCGGAAACAGAUCAAAGUGAUGUCAGUGAGACUGAAGAAGAUGAAGAUGAAGGUGAUGAAUCACAUUUUGUUGCCGUUCAAAAGAAGAACAAAAAAAUCGUUAAUGAAUGGAAAUGGAAAAAAACUCCUAUGUCACAAAGAAAACGAGCUCCCCGUCAGAACAUUAUUAUUCAUUUACCCGGAGUAAUAGGUGAAGCCAGAAAACCUGGUGGAAUUUAUGAAACAUGGAAUUUAUUAAUAAAUGAUAAUAUACUGCAAAAAAUUACUCAAUAUACCAAUCAGUAUAUUGUAUUAAUUCAAACCAAAUUCGCCAGACUUAGAGAUGCUCAAAAGACAGAUAUUACUGAAAUUAAAGCAUUUAUUGGUUUAGUCUAUUUAGCUGGGGUCUAUCACGCAAAUCGGUUAAAUUUAAAAGAGCUAUGGUCGACUGAAGGGAUUGAAAGAUUUAGAAGGACAAUGAGUCUGAAACGAUUUCAUUUUAUAAUGCGUUCCAUAAGAUUUGAUGACAGGGAAACUAGAGAAGAAAGAAAGCAUGUUGACCGUUUAGCACCAAUAAGAGGUAUAUUUGAAGAAUUUGUAAAGAACUGCAAAAAAUCAUACUCUUUAAGCGAAAACAUCACGAUCGAUGAAAAAUUAGAGGCGUUUAGGGGACGAUGUGACUUAGUACCAAUUAAAGAUAAGGUGUAUGAAUUUUUAAAUCUAUUUGUGCAAAUUACCGAUUUAUUGUUACAAGUACAUUUUACAGAGUGCGAUUUAGGUAAACUUGAUAAUUUAACAGAAAGGCAUCAUUAG
Molecule: messenger RNA, 982 nt
Organism: Onthophagus taurus
Lineage: Eukaryota; Metazoa; Arthropoda; Insecta; Coleoptera; Scarabaeidae
Source: RefSeq, a predicted model, not a curated record